Alternaria postmessia is the source of this 1842-nucleotide messenger RNA. RefSeq lists its product as uncharacterized. Gene Ontology annotation, molecular function: phosphotransferase activity, alcohol group as acceptor; kinase activity. Gene Ontology annotation, biological process: carbohydrate metabolic process. Bases 1 to 1842 code for a protein of 613 amino acids. Lineage: Eukaryota; Fungi; Ascomycota; Dothideomycetes; Pleosporales; Pleosporaceae. The record is from RefSeq and is a predicted model, not a curated record. The transcript has 3 exons.
AUGGCAAUUCCUUUCCGACAGUCCCAGCGCAAGCAGUCGCGUCAACUGUCGACGGACCCCCGCAAUGAGCUCCACCCUCAAGUUGACCACUACAUCGGUAUCGACGUUGGUACUGGUAGUGCCAGAGCCUGCAUCAUGAAUGAUCAGGGAGACAUCGUUGGACUGGCAUCAGAGAACAUUGGCCUCUGGCAACCACAAACUGGCUACUAUGAACAAUCCACAACGGAUAUCUGGCGGUGCAUUUGCUCUUCAGUCCGCCGAGCAAUGGAUCAGCACAACAUCGACCAGAGCACUAUCCGCGGUAUCGGCUUCGACGCCACCUGCUCGCUCGCAGUCUUCAGAGACGACACUGAUGAGCCUGUUGCGGUCACCGGACCCAAUUUCGAUAACAAGGAUGGUAACGAUCGCAAUGUCAUCCUAUGGCUCGAUCAUCGGCCUGUAGAGGAAACCAACAAGAUCAACGCUACCGGGCAUAAUCUGCUCCGCUACGUUGGAGGCAAGAUGUCUAUUGAGAUGGAGAUUCCAAAGGUGCUGUGGCUGAAGAACAACAUGCCAAAGGAGCUAUUCGACCGCUGCAAGUUCUACGAUCUGACUGAUGCUCUUACGCAUUUAGCUACUGGCAGUGAAAGCAGAAGCUACUGUAGUGUAGUCUGUAAGCAGGGCUUUGUACCGGUCGGAGUCGAUGGGAGUGUCAAGGGCUGGCAGGAAGACUUCCUGAAGGAGAUUGGACUUGAAGACCUAUGCGAAGACAACUUCAAGCGCAUGGGAGGUGUUGAUAAAGUGAACGGACGCUACCUCACUGCUGGUGAACUUGUCGGUACACUCAGCGAGAAGGCUGCACAGGAGAUGGGCUUACAGCCUGGUAUCGCAGUCGGCAGUGGAGUUAUCGAUGCCUACGCUGGCUGGAUCGGUACAGUUGGUGCCAAAGUCAAGCUCGACGAAGAUACUCUCGACAUGGAUCAACCCAAGAACGACGUCUCACAAGCUUUCACGCGCCUCGCAGCCGUUGCCGGAACAUCGACCUGUCACCUUGCCAUGUCCCGUAACCCGGUCUUCGUCGACGGUGUCUGGGGUCCAUACCGAGACGUCCUACUACCAGACUACUGGAUGGCAGAAGGAGGACAAAGUGCAACGGGUGAAUUGCUCAAACAUGUAAUCGAGACACAUCCAGCUUUCAACGAAGCCGUGUCUGUCGCAGAAACAUACAACACCAACAUCUACGACUACCUCAACGAACACCUACGCGAGAUGGCAGACAAAGAAAAUGCCCCACACAUCGCCUGGCUUGGCCGCCACUUCUUCUUCUACGGUGAUCUCUUCGGCAAUCGCUCGCCCAUCGCCGACCCUAACAUGAAGGGCUCUGUAAUUGGUCUGAGCUCCGACAAGAGUCUCGACAGUCUGGCGCUAUACUACUACGCAACCAUGGAGUUUAUCGCUCUGCAGACACACCAGAUUGUCUCUGCGAUGAAUGCCUCCGGCCACGUUAUUUCCUCAAUCUUCAUGUCUGGUUCUCAGUGCCAGAACAGCCUGCUCAUGCAACUCAUGGCCACCGCAUGCGACAUGCCCGUUCUGAUUCCACGCUAUGUACAUGCAGCUGUGGUGCACGGCGCGGCUAUGCUGGGUGCAAAGGCAGCGAGCACCGACAAGGACGGAAACAGUGAACCGCUUUGGGACAUCAUGGACAGACUGAGCAAGCCUGGAAAAACUGUGAAGCCACUAGCCGACAAGACAGUCAAGAAGUUAUUGGACGCUAAGUACAAGGUGUUCCUGGAGCUGUGUGAGGGACAACAAAGGUACAGGAACGAGGUCGAUGCUGCUAUUGCAGGUUGGUCCAGCAAGUAG